AUGAAUAAUGUUUAUUAAUUUGACAGAUCAUUAUAAACAAUAGACAUAGAAGGAGCUUAACCUAGAAAGAAAUCAAUAUAAUUAAAUAAAAUUGAUAGUUUAGAUAUUAAAUAAAGUAGAUAAUUAAAAUUAUAGUAACAGUCUAUAAUUGAUUUAUUAAUAUUUUUAGAUAAAGUAUUGUUUAACAAGAUUAAUAAUAUGGAAGACGAAGAUAUUAACAUGACUUUCAUCAUUUUUGUGAUAGUUUUGUUCCAUAAGGUGAAUAUUAUUUUGAUGGAUCUUAAAAGAAACAUUAUAAUAUAUAAGAAGGAGAAAUAAAGUAGUUGAGA
This is a messenger RNA of Paramecium sonneborni, 329 nucleotides long. The record is from the annotation of a GenBank genome assembly. Lineage: Eukaryota; Ciliophora; Oligohymenophorea; Peniculida; Parameciidae.